Cynara cardunculus var. scolymus (artichoke) is the source of this 2599-nucleotide messenger RNA. Its product is annotated as pentatricopeptide repeat-containing protein At1g08070, chloroplastic. NCBI's taxonomy places the organism in Eukaryota, Viridiplantae, Streptophyta, Magnoliopsida, Asterales, Asteraceae. The transcript has a single exon. The coding region runs from base 1 to 2187 and encodes 728 amino acids. The record is from RefSeq and is a predicted model, not a curated record. Gene Ontology annotation, biological process: RNA modification. Gene Ontology annotation, molecular function: protein binding; zinc ion binding; RNA binding.
AUGAUACUAUCAUCGUCUCCUUCUCUUAUCGCUACACCCAUUAUUCCACCACAAAACCACCCAUCUCUCGAUCUCCUCUCCAAAUGCAAAAACAUGGAAGAAUUCAAACAAAUUCAUGCUCAAAUGAUCAAAAAUGGUCUCCACAAAACCCAGUUUGCUCUAAGCAAGAUUCUCCAUUUUUGUGCCAUCAACACUUUUGGUGACCUUUCAUACGCCCUUUCAGUAUUCGACACCAUUGACGAUGACGAACCUCCUGAUCAAAUCAUGUGGAACACAAUUAUCAGAGGUUACUCAUUAAAUUCAUCCCCAUAUUCCGCAAUUGAUUUCUAUAGGUUCAUGCUUUUAUCCGGUGUUAAACCAAAUUCUUAUACUUUUCCUUCUCUUUUUAAAUCUUGUGCAAGAAUCGACGGGACAAACGAGGGGAAACAGAUUCAUGGACAUGUUUUGAAGCUUGGGCUUGGUUGCGAUGUGUUUAUCCAUACCUCCAUGAUCAAUUUUUAUGCUCAAAGUGGAGAAUUGGAGGAUGGAAGGUUAGUGUUUGAUAAAAGUCCUCUGAGAGAUGUUGUUUCUUUUACAGCCUUAAUUACUGGUUACACGAGUCAAGGGCGUUUGGAAGAUGCCCGCAAACUGUUUGAUGAAAUGCCUGUUAGAGAUGUAGUAUCAUGGAAUUCAAUUAUAGCUGGGUAUGCCAGAAGCCAGCGGUUCAAAGAAGCAAUAGAUAUCUUUAAAGAGAUGCAAUUGGCAAAGAUCAAACCAGAUGAGAGCACAUUAGUAACAGUUCUUUCUGCUUGUGCUCAAUCGGGCUGUCUUACGACAGGCAAACGAAUCAGGAAUCUGAUUAUAGAUCGUGGGCUUGAUUCAAACCUCCGGCUUGUUAACGCCCUUAUCGAUAUGUACUCAAAAUGCAGCGAGUUAGCCGAAGCUAGAAGUCUAUUUGAUAGCAUGAGUAACAAGAAUAUAGUCUCGUGGAACGUUAUGAUUGGCGGGUAUACACAUAAGCACCAUUAUAGAGAAUCAUUGGACCUCUUUAGGACGAUGCUGCAAUCAAACUACGAACCUAAUGAAGUCACAUUGCUAAGCGCUCUACCGGCUUGUGCUCACAUGGGUGCUCUUGAUUUUGGCAAAUGGAUCCAUGCUUAUAUCGACAAGAACUUUCCGGAGUCAUCUAACACCUCUCUUUCCACUAGUCUUAUUGAUAUGUAUGCCAAGUGUGGAGAUAUAGAAGCUGCAAAAACAGUCUUUGAGAGUGUGAAACUCAAAAGUUUGGCUUCAUGGAAUGCAAUGAUUUCAGGGUUAGCCAUGCAUCGGCGAGCCCACGAAGCCAUUGGACUUCUUGAGAAAAUGGUCAAUGAAGGACUCGAACCAGAUGAUAUAACCUUUGUCGGUGUUUUAUCAGCGUGUAGCCAUGCUGGUCUGGUUAACCAUGGUCGCCGAUACUUUAUCUCAAUGAUCCAAGAUUUCAAGAUUUCACCUAAGCUACAACACUACGGAUGUGUGAUUGAUCUUCUAGCCCGAGCCGGUUUGUUUGAAGAAGCUAUGACCAUGAUCAAGAACAUGGAGGUGAACCCAGAUGGUGCCAUCUGGGGUUCGCUUCUUGGGGCUUGUACAUUUUACCAAAACGUUCCAUUGGGUGAAUAUUUCGCUAAAAAAGUUCUUGAAUUGGAUCCCGGAAACUCUGGAGCUCAAAUGCUUUUAUCAAAUCUUUACGCUGCUGCUCGUAGAUGGGAUGACGUUGCCCGAAUCAGAACAAAGUUUAAAGAUGACGGAUCAAAGAAAAUCCCGGGUUGUACUUCAAUUGAAAUAGAUGGUGUCGUUCACGAGUUUCUUGUUAGUGAUAGAACACAUCCCAUGAGCAAACAGAUCUACGAAAUGCUGGAAGAAACUAAUCGGCUUCUUCAUGAUUCUGGGCACGUUCCUGACAACUCUUUGGUGCUUUAUGAUAUAUCCGAUGAAUGGAAAGAAGAGAUAUUGUGUCAACACAGCGAGCGUUUAGCAAUCGCAUUUGGGUUGAUUAGUACAAAGCCAGGGACAACGAUUAGAAUCAUGAAGAAUCUGCGCGUUUGUAGCAACUGUCAUUCUGCUACGAAGUUGAUCUCCAAGAUUUUCGAUAGGGAAAUCAUUGCUAGGGACCAGAAUCGGUUCCACCAUUUCAAAAACGGGGCUUGCUCUUGCUUGGAUUGUUGGUGAAAACGUUUUUGAGAUCUCGAAGAGAUCGCCAUUUGGAUUCGAAAGGUAUGAAAUCUAUCAUCAGUUUCUUUAGCACAGUAAACAGAUUCACUUGAUUUAGGUUGUUAAAUUAUGUCCCGGAAUGUGUUUCGACAAUACUUUACACGAGUCGGAAUGUAAAUACACUUAGAGCAACUCGAACCGAGAGUUGCUUACGAGUAAUGUACAAGUAUUUAAUGCAAAAAAUACGUUGUCGCCUGUAUACCCUUGUUUGAACCAAGUUCGGUACGCUGACGGUACUAGAUGGACGAGAGUGAGGUAGGCGAACGAAAGAAUUAUGAGUAGUACAAAAGGUUGAUUUAUGGUUAAAUGGCAACCAUGAUUUGUUGAGGGGGUUCUAGGUACAAGUUAUGAUUGUAUGGGGUGCUAUUUG